GAAAUAAAUUUUAGAAAGAAUAAGUUUCAUGUGGUAAAGUGACUUUUUGUGAAGACGUAAAUUAAAAUAAGUGAUGUGAAAGAUUUUCUCAGGAAUAAUAUUAUCUCGAAAACAAAUUAUGGCUGGAAGAGGAGAAAGAGGUGUAUCGCGAGUUCUAGAUAAGCUCGAAGCAUCUGUGAAUUCGGGUCAAUAUUAUGAAGCACAUCAAAUGUACAGGACUCUUUAUUUCAGGUAUCUAAGUCAAAAGAAGUAUACCGAUUUGCUUCAAUUAUUGUAUAAAGGUUCAAGUCUUUUAUUACAACGCGAUCAACAAGGCAGUGGAGCAGAUCUAGCAAUUCUGUUAAUCGAAGUUUUAACAAAAUCAGAAACAAAACCUUGCCACGAAUGGAUAGAUAAAAUAUCAAAAUUAUUUGAAAAGAUGAAUUCAAGUAUUCCCGAAAGGGAAACCUUUCUAACAAAUGCUGUGAAAUGGUCCAUGGAUAAUAAUAAAAAAGGACAUCCUUUACUUCACAAGAAAAUUGCUGAAAUAUAUUGGCAGGAGAAGAAGUUUACAUCGGCACAUAGACACUUUCUACACUCAAGUGAUGGAGCGGCUUAUGCUAAUAUGUUGAUUGAGCUUCAUACGACAAAAGGACUCAAAUCAGAAAUAGAUUUGUUUAUUGCCCAAGCUGUUCUACAGUGUCUUUGUUUGCGUAAUAUUCAAAUGGCCACAGAAGCAUUUAACAAAUACACAGGAUCACACCCUACUAUAAAAAAUGACAAAGGCCCACCAUACUUAUUCCCAUUAUUAAAUUUUCUAUGGUUUCUAUUACGUGCUAUUGAACAGAAACAUGUCAUUCAAUUUAAAAUCCUAAGAAGCUGUUAUGCUAUUAGUAUAAAACGUGAUCCAAAUUAUUCAGUGUACUUAGAUACCAUUGGACGAAUUUGGUUUGGUAUUGAGAUCCCGCAAGACAAAAAUCCUAAUUCUAUAUUUGGUGGCCUUCUUAAAUCUAUUAUAGGAGAUGUUGAUGUUGAUACUUCAGAUGAAGAAGGGGAUGGUUUGAGAAAAAGUGCACCAAUUCCUGACUUAGACUAGCUGUGAAGGGUUAAAGCAUAAUUUGCUAUUUAUAAAAUUUUAAUCACAAAUAUCUGCAUACCUGCAUAUGCUGAUUCAAUGUGUAUAUUGGGUGAAAGUUGUUUAGUAGGAAAUGGUUUAUGUGAUGCAAAAUAUAUAGAAUAUUUGCUGUCUCAAAACACAGACAAGUAAAUUUAUUAAUUUUUAAACCAAUUGCAUCUUCUAAAAUUUUUUUUAAGUGAAACCAUUUAGUUAGAAAGAGAGCUUAUAGUCUUAUAAAGCACUUUUUAUAAUACUGGAUUGUUUUAAUGAAAUCAUCUGUUUAAAACUGUAUUUGUAUUAUAUAGAUUAUUAACAUUAUUAUUAUACUUGUUCUAUUUGAAUUUUUAUUUAUUAAAUGGCAAUAUUAAAUAUU
Molecule: messenger RNA, 1469 nt
Organism: Vanessa atalanta (red admiral)
Lineage: Eukaryota; Metazoa; Arthropoda; Insecta; Lepidoptera; Nymphalidae
Product: Golgi to ER traffic protein 4 homolog
Exons: 4
Coding region: 119-1075 (318 amino acids)
Biological process (GO): protein insertion into ER membrane
Cellular component (GO): cytosol; BAT3 complex
Molecular function (GO): protein binding
Source: RefSeq, a predicted model, not a curated record